AUGGACGUGUGCCACCUCUACAAGCUCCCGAAUGAGCUUCUCCUCCACAUCCUGGCGCCCAUGCCGACGCCCGCCCUGCUUCCUCUAACUGUCCUGUCGCACCGCGUCUACACGCUCGUCCUGCGCAUCCUACAUAACCGCCUCGUUGCCGCCGCAGACCUAGAGUCACAUUCCGUGCUCCUCGAAUGCUUCCAUCCCUCCGCGAAGCUCACCGAGCCACCGUUCUUCUGCACGUAUCACGGCACUGAUGGCCUCAAACUCUACGAUGGUUUUGCUGAGGAUGACAUGAACCUAGCCAGAAGGUUGGGCGAGAUGCGUAACCUGUAUUCGAGGUUUCGGCCGUAUCGGCGCGAGCUUGAGACUGGCGGGAGGAGGGUGCGCGGACCGCCCGGUGACGUACCUGGCAGCAGGACGUAUCCCGGGACGGCGAAGGAAAAAUUCACGGGCGAGGCUGUGAGGCAGAUAAUGAGCCUAGAUGGGCAUGAACUGUUCACGCAAUUGGUUGCGCAAACCAACCUAGUCAAGCUCGGCCCGCGUCAUGGCUUGUUUACGUGCUUCGUUGGGAUUGAAGAAGGCGUCGUGAGGGUAUGGCGUGAGUGGUUAAGGAAGAUGUCUGCCAAGGAAGAAGGAAAGCCUACCAAACAGCAGCAAGAAAUUGUAGAAGAAGUAGGCAAGGGGAAGGAACCCGUGAGAGAGAUCUCAGAAGAUAGGCAGGGCGUUAAUGACGAGCGGAUAUUGUGGGUCAGUCCGGCAAAGAAUACGGGUGUAAGCUUCCAUGUCAGGGAGAGGAAACUGAGAAGAGAUAUUCCCAUUUUGGUCAGAGCAGACGAGGAAGAUAUGCCAGUGAGCUAUGAGAUCGAGUACGAUGAGCUGUUCAUUCGCACAUCGCAUCUCCUCCUGAUGCUGGAGAAGUCUAUGGUUCAGGAAGACAACACUUCCGGAAAAGCAGUUGUCUUCGGGUCGUUCGGAUAA
Trematosphaeria pertusa is the source of this 972-nucleotide messenger RNA. RefSeq lists its product as uncharacterized. NCBI's taxonomy places the organism in Eukaryota, Fungi, Ascomycota, Dothideomycetes, Pleosporales, Trematosphaeriaceae. Gene Ontology annotation, molecular function: protein binding. Bases 1 to 972 code for a protein of 323 amino acids. The record is from RefSeq and is a predicted model, not a curated record. The transcript is spliced from 3 exons.